This is a messenger RNA of Lactuca sativa (garden lettuce), 837 nucleotides long. The record is from RefSeq and is a predicted model, not a curated record. NCBI's taxonomy places the organism in Eukaryota, Viridiplantae, Streptophyta, Magnoliopsida, Asterales, Asteraceae.
CUAGGUUUUGAACAUGGGUCAAUAGGUUAUCCGCCAUAUCUUCCACAUGUCUUACCAAGUCACCACAAUCAAAGUGGUUCGCUACAUCCCCGUUAUGAUCCGUUCCAUAUGACUUAUCAUAUGAACAAAGAGGAGGACACUCUGAGCAAAUAUCAGGGCCUUUUGAAGACUGUUGAAAGUGGUCUCAAAGGUAAAAAUGUUGUAUCUACUCCUACUACUAAUUCCCCUGUUCUGGCAAUUGGACAAGGGAAAGGGAAAAAGAGGAAGUCUCCAUCAAAGAGCUGCAAGGGAAAGUCUCUUGAUGGAUCCUCUUCAAGUGGAACCAAAGGUGGUUCUACUACUCUCUCUACCGUUCCUAAGGAAGCAAAGUGUUUCUAUUGUCAUGAAAAGGGAACUGGAAGCAAAGCUACCCUAAAUACUUGCAGGAUGUCAAGGAUGGGAAGGUUAAAGCCACCCAUGCAGGGCCUAAAAAGAAGUCAAGAUGUGGAGUACGGGAAGAUAAACUUGAUCAUGGGGAAUAGGAAAGUUUCACCUAUCACCAAGAUUGGAGUUUACUCUUUAUUGCUUAGUAGUGGAUUAGAAAUAGAUUUGAAUAAUUGUUGCUACUCGUCUGAUAUGGAGAGAAAUAUUAUUUCCUUUCAUGGUUUUUACAAACAAGGCUAUAGUUUUUCAUUUGAUAAUAAAAUUGGAGCUAUUAAUGCUUUUUACAAUGGUGUAUUUUAUUUUAAAGCAUUACCUUGUAAUGGUGUAUAUGAAACUGUGAAUGUUGUAGACAACUUAGAAAAUAAUGUGUUACAUAUUGAUUUUUCCAAUGAUUUGGAUAAGGAAUCAUUGUAG